Molecule: messenger RNA, 654 nt
Organism: Penicillium griseofulvum
Lineage: Eukaryota; Fungi; Ascomycota; Eurotiomycetes; Eurotiales; Aspergillaceae
Product: dynein light chain DYN2
Exons: 14
Coding region: 1-654 (217 amino acids)
Biological process (GO): cilium assembly; microtubule-based process
Cellular component (GO): cytoplasmic dynein complex
Molecular function (GO): dynein intermediate chain binding; dynein light intermediate chain binding
Source: RefSeq, a predicted model, not a curated record
AUGGCACUUCCCCCAGCUGAGAAGAAGGAGCCCAUGGAGGCGCAGAUUAAGUCUGUGGAUAUGACCGAGGAUAUGCAACAGGAGGCUAUUGCCCUUGCCAUUGAAGCGAUGGAGAAGUUCAGAGACAUCGCCCAGUAUAUCAAAAAAGAGUUCGACUCGCGCAAGGGCGCUUCCUGGCACUGCGUGGUUGGCCGUAACUUUGGAAGCUUUGUCACCCAUGAGACCAAGCACUUCAUCUACUUCUACCUCGGCCACUGCGCAAUUCUGCUCUUCAAGACCCAAACCAGAGUGGACCCUGUCCCUGAAGUCAUAUCGACGGAGUUCUCAUCUCAGCUCGAGGGAUAUGAGCAUGUUCGCGCAUACUGUUACAACUGCCAACAUUGGAAUGGUCACUGUAUCACCCGAUGGCCGUUUUUCACAGUCUGCUUCAUUCCAUUGAUUCCCCUUGCUAUGCACAAGUACAAGGAGGUCCAAUGUUACACAUGCCGUUUCACCCAAGACCUACGUGACCGGCCUGAUAUCACGCCUGACACACGACCUCCGGCAGGCAUGCAAUAUGGCAUCCAGCCCCCUCCCGGGGCCCAGGGAGGUUGGCAGCAGCAGCCCCCUCUGCAGCCUCCGCCUCAAGCGCAGGGUGGGCUUGGAUACAAAUGA